AUGGCAUUUAAAAUUUGUGUCCUAUUAGCAUGCAUUGCUCUUGCCCGAGCUGGUCUUGUACCUUCUUUAGCUGAGUCUUUGCCUAAGAAAUCCGAUUUGGAUGAUCCUCAUCCCCAAUACACCUUUGGGUAUGAUGUUCAAGAUGCAGUUUCUGGAGACUCAAAAAAUCAAUACGAAACCCGUGAUGGAGAUUUAGUUCGUGGUCAAUACUCGUUAGUUGACGCUGACGGAUUUAGACGAAUUGUUGAUUAUACAGCUGAUCCAGAACACGGUUUCAAUGCCGUAGUUCGAAAGGAACCUUUAAGUGGUGCUGUUAAAGAGGCUGUUGCAACUCCACUUGCAAGGCAAGUUCAACCAGCUCCUGUUCCGUAUUCAGCUUUACCAGCGUUACAAAAAACACAACAAUCUCCACCUUUGUUCACUCCUGCUAGCAACGCAAUUGUUAAAACAACAUUCACCUCGCCAAUUUCUUCGUACACUUACUAA
Episyrphus balteatus (marmalade hoverfly) is the source of this 486-nucleotide messenger RNA. Its product is annotated as larval cuticle protein A2B-like. The transcript has 2 exons. NCBI's taxonomy places the organism in Eukaryota, Metazoa, Arthropoda, Insecta, Diptera, Syrphidae. The coding region runs from base 1 to 486 and encodes 161 amino acids. The record is from RefSeq and is a predicted model, not a curated record. Gene Ontology annotation, cellular component: extracellular matrix.